Messenger RNA from Rattus norvegicus (Norway rat), 2657 nucleotides. It is a transcript of the gene Las1l, whose product is annotated as LAS1-like, ribosome biogenesis factor. Gene Ontology annotation, molecular function: endonuclease activity. Gene Ontology annotation, cellular component: MLL1 complex; rixosome complex; nucleus. The record is from RefSeq and is a predicted model, not a curated record. Lineage: Eukaryota; Metazoa; Chordata; Mammalia; Rodentia; Muridae. Gene Ontology annotation, biological process: rRNA processing.
AUUGGCUGAUGAUGUGCGGUUUGGAGAACAGGCUGUGUGAAGCGCGCGGCGCGCUGCAUUUUUCAGUUCAGGUGGGAAGCCAGGAGCAGGCCUGGUCUGGGCUCCCAGGCGAUGGAACGCGUGUGGCGUGCGUGGGACGGACAGUCCGUAAAUGAGAACCAGCCAGACUCGCCGGGAGUCGCGGGUAUGGUAGUGUCCUGGCUCAGCAGGGCUGAGUGGGAGCAAGUGACGGUUUAUCUGUUCUGUGAUGAUCAGAAAUUGCAGCAAUACGCGCUGAACCGAAUUACAGUAUGGAGGAGCAGGUUAGGCAACGAACUGCCCCUGGCAGUGGCUUCUACAGCUGACCUGAUACGAUGUAAGCUCCUGGAUGUAGCCGGUGGCUUGGGCACCGAUGAACUUAGAUUGCUCUAUGGCAUGGCAUUGGUCAGGUUUGUGAAUCUUAUCUCAGAGAGGAAGUCCAAAUCUUGUAACCUUCCCCUCAAAUACCUGGCUCAUGAGGUGAACAUUCCAGAAUGGAUUGUUGAACUUCGCCACAAGUUGACCCACAAGAAAAUGCCCCAUAUAAAUGACUGCCGCAGAGGUUGCUACUUUGUCCUCCAUUGGCUCCAGAAGACAUUCUGGAGCCGUCAACUAGAGGACAGUCUGAAAGAAACCUGGGGGAUGGAAGAGGACCAGGUAGAAGCAGAUGAACCUGAAGAAGAGGAAACUGAAAUUAUUAUUGAUGAUAUAAUUGAAGAGAUACCAGAGUUUCAGGAUGACGACAAAGGUGAAGAAUUGGCUGUCACAGAUGAUGCAAACACUAAAGGCAAUGAAGAGGUGGCUUCUCAUCCAGAACUAUCUCCAAGACAUAAGGAGUUGUAUGAAAAAGCACGAGAAUUGCUGGUAUCAUAUGAAGAGGAACAGUUUAAGGUGCUGGAGAAAUAUAGGCAUUUACUUCAGGCUAUUAAGGUGUGGAAUAACCUUUCUCCACGUGUACAAGGUAUCCUAGAAGAACUCAAGAGCAUUUCAUGGGAGAACAGGGAUGCUGUACUGGAUGCCUUUUUAGACGAUGGCUUCCUCAUUCCCACUUAUGAGCAGUUGGCAGCGUUGCAGAUAGAGUAUGAAGAAAACAUCGACUUGAAUGAAGUGUUGGUGCCAAAGCCCUUCUCUCAGUUCUGGCAGCCCCUGCUCAGGGGCCUGCACUCCCAGACCUUCACACAGGCCCUGCUAGAGAGGAUGUUCUCUGAGUUGUCUACCCUGGGGAGAACUGGGAUCCGGCCUACCUACAUCCUUAGAUGGACCGUUGAACUGAUCGUGGCCAACACCAAGACUGGACGAAAUGCUCGGCGGUUUUCUGCAGGCCAGUGGGAAGCAAGAAGGAGCUGGAGGCUGUUCAAUUGCUCUUCCACCCUGGACUGGCCCCAGGUGAUCGAGGCCUGCUUGGGCUCACCUUGCUGGGCCAGCCUCCAACUCCUUCAGGUAGUCUUCAAAGCCAUGGGAGAGGUCUUGCCAGAUGAGGAACAGGAGAAGCUGCUGCGAGUCUGCUCCAUUUAUACUCAGAAUGGAGAGAGUGGCUUGGCAAAGGCCGUCGAAGGCUCCUCCUCCUCCUCCUCUUCCUCCUCCUCCACUGGGAAAGCUCCAUACACGCUGGAUACCUUACAUCAGGACCUCCAGCCACCUGCUACCAACUGUGAGUCUGAAGGAAAUAUUCAACAGAAGGAGCAAGACAACCUUACGGAUGUCAAGCCAGAGGAGGAGGAAAAGGAGAAUGUGGAGGAGGAGGAGGAGGAGGAGAAGGAGGAGGCAGAGAUGGAAGAGGAGGAGAAGGAGGAGGAGGAAGAACAGGAGCAGGAGGAGCACCAGGAGGAAGAACAGGAGGAGGAGGAGGAGGAGGAGGAGGAGCAGAAGGUCUUUCAAGAUCAGAUGGAAGCAGAUGCAGAGGAAAGUGACGGCUUAGGAGAGGAGGAGGAAGUAGAUGAGGAUGAAGAUGAUGAUGAAGAUGACGACUAUGAUGAUGAUGAUGAUGAUGAUGAAGACGGAAUGGAUAUGGGUGGGUUCUCUCUCCUACAGGGAUCCUAUGUUCUUGAGAAUACUAGGAUCAUGUCUCAGAAAAGAGAAGCUUUGCAGGGUUCAGCAUGGCAACUAAGCUCUGAUGAUGUACGAUGGGGUAUAUUCCCUAUCGGCCGAGUACCAGGUCAGACUGAGGACCCAACAGAGCUUAUGCUGGAUAAUUAUGACACCAUGUAUCUUUUGGACCAACCUGUACUAGAGCACCGGUUAGAACCCCAAAAGUCUAAGAGUAGGUCAAGCUUCUACAGAGUUUAGAGCCGUCCCUGUCCCUGACCAACUGCCCCUUCUCUCAGCAGCACUCUGGGCCUAUGCUGUGGCAGCAAUAACAAUGGCGGUGUUGGCAACAUGGAGGGCCUUCUCUGGAACCAAGGACAAAUGCAUGGGCUCAAAGCUGGCCUGCAGCUCUUCUGAUGGCUGUCCUGAUGCAAGUGUCCAUGUAGCCCUGCCACUGUCACAGCUCAGUCCAGAAUCCACCCAUGGUACAGAGUGGACAACCUAAGAGACAGAUCAGCCUUAUCAAUUCCGCUGUCGACCACAAUGGAAAUUAGAAUGAUUCCCCCAUUUUCUGUUGUGUUUUGAAAAAUAAUAAACAGAUUUUUGUCAUGGUG